AUGCUGACGGCCGCCAAUGACGUAGGCGCCACAGUCGUCGGAGAAUCCUUCCACCAUUUCAGCCCGCAGGGCGUUACCGGAAUCCUGGCUAUCGCAGAGUCCCAUAUUUCCAUUCACACCUGGCCGGAAUAUGGCUAUGCUGCUGCGGAUAUAUUCACCUGCGGCUCGUCGUUUUCCGUAACGGACGCGGCCCGUCGCUUGGCUGAACAGCUUGAGUGCCGGGACGCUGAGUUCAAGGAAAUUGAACGGGGACUGGUAGCUCAGCCUGUCACGGGCUGA
Molecule: messenger RNA, 279 nt
Organism: Geodia barretti
Lineage: Eukaryota; Metazoa; Porifera; Demospongiae; Tetractinellida; Geodiidae
Source: the annotation of a GenBank genome assembly